Molecule: messenger RNA, 1566 nt
Organism: Capronia coronata CBS 617.96
Lineage: Eukaryota; Fungi; Ascomycota; Eurotiomycetes; Chaetothyriales; Herpotrichiellaceae
Exons: 4
Coding region: 1-1566 (521 amino acids)
Biological process (GO): amino acid transport; transmembrane transport
Cellular component (GO): membrane
Molecular function (GO): transmembrane transporter activity
Source: RefSeq, a predicted model, not a curated record
AUGAAGGUCGAAGGUGCAAGUGCGGUAGCUGAGGCUCCAGAAUCGCCAACCCCUUCUAUCAAACCUCGCCCGAUGACCAAGGACGAGAAAGAUGAAGCAUUUCUCGCCAGCAUUGGGAAGAAGCAGGAGCUCAACCGUACUUUCGGACUGUGGUCGAUGAUCUCUCUGGUUGUGACUCUUCAAGCCUCCUGGGAAGCAUUAUGUGUUGUUUUUCAAGUUGCUCUUAUCGAAGGCGGGCCUGUCAGCUUGGUUUAUGGCUACAUCGUAGCGUCGUUGGGCACACUCGCAACUGCAUGCUCUCUGGGAGAGAUCGCCAGUAUGUGGCCGACCUCCGGAGGUCAGUAUCACUGGGUCGCUGAGCUUUCUCCCAAGCGCUACAGGGCAUUUCUGUCUUGUAUCAGUGGCUGGAUCUCGGUCAGUGGAUGGCAAGCCUUGUCGGCCAGUACCGCAUUCGCCGUGUCUACUCAGAUCCAGACGCUGGUCUUUGCAGGGAACAACAACUACACGUCACCAAGGUGGCAGGGGACUCUGAUCUACUGGGCCGUCCUAUGGGUUGCUGCCACUGUCAACGUAUUCUUGAUCAAGUUUCUCCCGCUUCUAGAGUCCGGCGUGGCAGUCGCCCACAUGAGCUUGUUCAUUGCCUUCAUCGCCGUUCUCUGCGCGAUGGGGGAGCGCAAUUCAUCAACUUUCGUCUGGACCGAAUUUGUCAACAACUCGGGCUGGAACAAUGAUGGUGUCUCAUGGUGUAUUGGGUUGCUAUCUAGCGCCUUUAUCUUCAUUGGAUACGACGGAGCAGCUCACAUGGCCGAAGAGCUCCAUGACGCCGCUCGAGCCGUUCCCAGAGCCAUGGUUGCAUCGAUCGUGAUCAACGGCGUCAUGGGAUUUGUCUGGCUCUUGAUCCUUCUCUAUUUCAUGGGCCCCUUCGAGUCGAUUGUCGGCAGUGCGUACGCACUCCCCUAUGUCCAGGUAUUCGUCAACGCUACUGGUACGACAGGGGGCGGUAUAGCCAUGGCAUCCCUGGUCACAAGCAUCUCUGCCCUCGCUACCGUCCCCAUGCUGGCAUCCGCGAGCCGGACGACUUGGGCUUUUGCCCGCGACGGGGGUCUUCCACGCUCCCAGUUCUUCGCACAUGUUAAUUCAUCCUUCCAAUUGCCGAUACGCGCCAUUUUUCUCAGCGUCGGACUUCAAAUGCUCCUGGGACUGAUCAAUCUCGGCAGCACAACGGCCUUCAACGCGUUCCUUUCCCUGGCAACCGUCGCACUCUAUGUGUCCUAUCUCCUCCCGAUCAUAUUGAUUGUGCGACUGCGCUUCAUCGGCAAGGAUGGAAUGAAACUCGCCUAUGGCCCCUUUCGACUCGGUCGCUAUGGACUGCCGCUGAACUUGAUCUCCAUUGGAUAUACUAUCUGGACUGCCGUCUUCAUGCUCUUUCCGGAUUUCCAGCCCGUAACGGCGGAAAAUAUGAACUACGCCUGUGUCAUAUUGGGAGGUAUUAUCGUACUGUUCCUGGCGUGGUGGAUGGUUCGGGGCAAGAAGACAUUCACCGGCCCUUUGACGGCGAUUGAGUAA